Loa loa (African eye worm) is the source of this 1278-nucleotide messenger RNA. Its product is annotated as kinase domain-containing protein. The record is from RefSeq and is a predicted model, not a curated record. NCBI's taxonomy places the organism in Eukaryota, Metazoa, Nematoda, Chromadorea, Rhabditida, Onchocercidae. The transcript has 7 exons. The coding region runs from base 1 to 1278 and encodes 425 amino acids. Gene Ontology annotation, biological process: protein phosphorylation. Gene Ontology annotation, molecular function: protein tyrosine kinase activity; ATP binding.
AUGGUUGAUAAAACAUUAGCAGAUGAACAAUACUACCAUGGAUUACUACCACGUGAAGAUAUUAAAAUGAUGUUACGUAAUAAUGGAGAAUUCAUCGUUCGAACAACGGAACCUGUUGCUGGACAGCCACGUGCUUUUGUCAUAUCCGUUAUGGUAGCGGAAGAAAAAGAAGAGUUUGGGAUUAAACACUAUGUAAUACAACGUACUCCAAAUGGUAAAUAUACAAUCGAGAAAUAUGGUUUUGAUAGUGUACCUGAAAUGAUCAAUUUUCAUUUAAAUAAACAUGAAAGUUUGGUAAAAAAUGCUGAGGUAUUCCUGACAACACCGAUAAUUCGUCAAACAUGGGAAUUACAUCAUGAAGAUGUGGAACCAACUAAAAAAUUAGGCGAAGGAGCUUUCGGUGAAGUACACCUUGGACGUUUACGACUUCGAAAUGGUCGUAAAGUUGAUGUCGCUAUUAAAUUGGCUAAGUUAGAAACACUUACUAAAGAACAGAUCAAAGAAAUUAUGAAAGAAGCUCGUUUACAUAGAACAUUUGAUCAUCCUAAUGUAUGCAAAUGUUAUGGUGUAGCUGCUGGCCAAGAACCAUUAAUGAUUGUCAUGGAAUUGGCAAAUAAAGGAGCAUUGGAUUCUUAUUUGCAAAAAAAUCAGGUUUCAGUGGAGCAAAAGAUGGAUAUGUGUUUGGGUGCAUCAUGGGGACUUGAAUAUCUUCAUUCUAAGCCUGUUUUGCAUCGUGAUAUUGCUGCACGAAAUUGCCUUUUUGGUGAUAAUAAGAUUAAAAUAAGUGAUUUUGGAUUAACACGUGAAGGUACUGUAUAUCAAAUGGAUCCAAGAAAACGAGUUCCGAUUAGAUGGCUUGCACCGGAAACGUUACGUACAGCUAUGUAUACACAGAAAACGGAUGUAUUCAGUUAUGGUAUUAUGUGUUGGGAAAUUUUUGCAAAUGGUCAAGAACCAUAUCCUGGUUUUACUGUUGCUGAAGUUAAUGUUCGAGUUAAAGAAGGUUAUCGAAUGCCAUUACCUGAAUGUGUACCUGCACAAAUGCGUCGUGUUAUCGAAGUAAAGUGCUGGUCAGAUAAUCCGAAUGACCGAUGGUCGAUGGCUGAAAUUUCUAGAAAUCUUCAACGAAUCACCGGUACACCUCGUCCUAAUUUUGCAAUGCAACAGCAACAAACGGAUGAAUUAGUACAAGCGGAAGGUGGUGAGAAAAAGAAGAAAAGUAUGUUAAAACCGAAAGUAAGAAAAAGUAAACAUAAAUCUGCUAAGCAUAAAGAAUAA